Drosophila navojoa is the source of this 608-nucleotide messenger RNA. Its product is annotated as protein TsetseEP. The record is from RefSeq and is a predicted model, not a curated record. NCBI's taxonomy places the organism in Eukaryota, Metazoa, Arthropoda, Insecta, Diptera, Drosophilidae.
GUUGUCGGCCAAGCCAAACAGACGCACAGGAAACAUGAAAAUUGUAUUCACAAUUUUGCUGAUUACCCAAUUGCUGAGCCUAGAGCAGGCGGAGACAUCCCGUAGUCUGGAGAGUUUGGCGGACUAUUUGGAGCAUCAUGAUUUGGCUGGAGCGGGCAAUACGAAGCAAUGUUUUGCCAGAUAUUUGCCGGAGCUGGAGCAGGUAGGCCUUACCUGGUCGAAGGCAUACGCUGACUGCCAACAGCAGGCGAAAAGUGGGCGUGACACCGUAUUCAGCCAGGUGGGUGGCAUGCAGCAGCAGAUACGGCAGGCAGCAUUGCGCAUAGAUGGCUACAUAGGCAGCUGCCUGAACAUCACCAAUGUGCUGGACUACUUCGAUUGCUUUGCCAAGCUGUCCAAGCAGCAGCUCAUGACGAUGUACAACAUCUCGUUUAAUGCGUCGGAAAAUGCGCUGGCUCUUACCAAACAGCUGAAUGGCAUCGACGAGGAGCGUUAUCUCUGCACGAAUCGCACCGAACGCAGCUAUGUCCUGGACACAGCAAAGUUAUUCGAUGCACUGGACAAAUGCCUGCAGGAUGCUGCGAAGGUGGCCUAGGCCAUAGGCAAAA